AUGGCAGCUACGACUGAUUUCAUUAGCGAAAUUAACAACAAGUCAAUGUAUUGGAAAUUAAAAAUUCGUAUUGUCAGGCUUUGGGAAAACACGGAUCGUGAUCGACCAGAUUGUCCUUUUUCUAUCGAGGUUAUUCUGAUGGAUGAAAAGGGCGAUCACAUUCACGCGACCCUUGGCAGAUCUCUAUUCCCAAAUUUCAGAGAAAGUAUUAAGGAAAUGGGAUUGUACUUUAUUAAGAAUUUUGUGAUCAAGCCAUAUUUGAAUGAGUCCAAUGACAAGCCUAUUGUCGUUGUCAUGCAGUUGAUUAGAUCACAUCGAUUCAGAGACCAAAUUUCGGUGAAGAACACUUGGCAUACUUCCAAGCUUUAUAUCAAUUCAAGUCUUCCUCAAGUUGAUGAAUUUUCAUCACGAAUUAAGUUUGUUCUUGGAGAAAGCUCCCAACGACUUACACAGAUUUCUUCACAAAGGAAUCAAUCUAUUGCUACUGAGUUGGCAUCAGGAAGUGUUACAGUACAUGAGAUUGAGAAGUUGAUUGACUAUAGGCAUAAAGAGAAUUAUUAUAUUGUGGCAAAGAUAAUUCAUCUUGAAAUAGACCAUGGAUGGUCUUUUUUAGCAUGCAAACAAUGCGCAAAAGGUGUUGAUGAAGUGGGGGACAAAUUAUACUGUAGACAAUGUGGUUUUGUUGAAUCAGUCAUCCGUAGAUAUGGCCAAAAUUCAAAUUUCUCUAUAUAUGUCUCAUACAAACUCAAUAAUCUAACAAAAUUAACUAUUCAAAGGUACAAACUAAAAGUUAGAGUUUUGGAUGAUACUGGCACAAUUUCUGUGAUGUUGUGGGAUGGGGUAGCAACAAAGAUGAUUGGAAAAUCUGCUGCUGAUUUAUUUGAGACUACUGGUGCUGCAAAUAAGUCUGCAUAUCCUAUGGAGUUGGACAAUAUUGUGGACAAUACAUACAUGUUUAAAUUGGAAUUACAGAGCUCCAAUGGUGAAGGUCAAGAUGAAGUCUUUAAAGUUGUUACGUUUACUGAUGACGAAGAUAUUAUAGAAAAAUACAGGCCUCCACCACGUGGAGAGACAUUCAAGGAUUCAGAUUUCAAUGAAAACCAAGUCAGUCUUGACGAUCGUGAAUUCAUGGUGCCUAACAAGAUAAAGAAAAUUGAUGCCGUAACAGUUGAUGAAGAAGAUCCUAACUCACAGUUGUCAGGAAAUAAGAUCAAGAGAGUCUUUAAGAAGAAGAAGACAACCUAA
Molecule: messenger RNA, 1245 nt
Organism: Solanum verrucosum
Lineage: Eukaryota; Viridiplantae; Streptophyta; Magnoliopsida; Solanales; Solanaceae
Exons: 8
Coding region: 1-1245 (414 amino acids)
Biological process (GO): DNA replication; DNA recombination; DNA repair
Cellular component (GO): nucleus
Molecular function (GO): DNA binding
Source: RefSeq, a predicted model, not a curated record